AUGAAAGUUGUUGAUUUAUCUGAUCAUGAUUCAUGUGCAAAAUUAGCUAGUUCAAUAUUUGCACUUAUUCAAGAUGUUUUACAAUUGUUUAAUCGUCUUUUAACAAUUAAAAGUAUACCAGUAGUUCAACAAGUUUAUCAGGCUAUUUUAGCUGAUAUGACAUCAAAUUUUAAUGUACUUUUAAAUGUUCUUGAACAAAAAACAAUUGUUAUUGCUGUUGAUUAUGGUGUACUUAAAACACUUUAUUCACAUUGUGCAGCACAUGAACAUUUGAUUCAUAAUUCAGAUUUAUUUAAACAAAAUGAUACAAAUAAUACGAUGAGUUUAACGAAAGAUAACUUUGAAGAUUUACUUAAACUUCUUCAUCGUCUUAUUGUUAAUAGUCAUCUUAGUUGUCAUGAUACAAAACGAAUGUAUGCAACUACAUGGCUUGAACGUUUAUUUCAAUCAUGUCAACGUCAAAGUAAUAAUGAAUCUUCUAAAGAUGAACAUUUAUCUGAAGAUCAACAUCGUUUAUUAAGUUAUGAACAGUUACCAAAUUUUGGAAAUGAUGCAUUGGUUUGA
Messenger RNA from Rotaria socialis, 564 nucleotides. Lineage: Eukaryota; Metazoa; Rotifera; Eurotatoria; Philodinida; Philodinidae. The record is from the annotation of a GenBank genome assembly.